Molecule: messenger RNA, 2445 nt
Organism: Photinus pyralis (common eastern firefly)
Lineage: Eukaryota; Metazoa; Arthropoda; Insecta; Coleoptera; Lampyridae
Product: bifunctional 3'-phosphoadenosine 5'-phosphosulfate synthase-like
Exons: 2
Coding region: 312-2195 (627 amino acids)
Biological process (GO): 3'-phosphoadenosine 5'-phosphosulfate biosynthetic process; sulfate assimilation
Molecular function (GO): adenylylsulfate kinase activity; ATP binding; sulfate adenylyltransferase (ATP) activity
Source: RefSeq, a predicted model, not a curated record
GCUACAUUUGCACAUUGGGGUAGCAUUAGUAUGAUAGUUAUCUUCUUAUCUUAUUUAAUGAUAAGUGCAAAGGAUUCAUAGUUCAACUGGAUUCUGAAGUGUCGCACUCAUAGUUGACGAUUGGUAGAGUUGUGGUAAGGAAUUUUUAAGAAAUGGGAAUUUUUUGAUACGUUGAAUGCACCUAUUUUGUUGACGUGAAGAAUGACAAUUGAUUUAACCUCACAUUUUUAAAAAGUAAAAAAGAAUUUUAUAUAAUUGUAUGCGACGUAAGCAGAAUCGCAGAUUGGAAGUGAAAGUUAGCAAGUGAAAGUAUGGAUAGUACCCAGGAAAUUUACAAAAAGCAGAAGACAGGCAUGCAGGUGGCAACGAAUGUAACCGAACAGAAGCAUCAUGUUUCGAGGGCGAAGAGAGGACAGAUCUUGGGCCAUUUGCGCGGUUUUCGCGGCUGCACGGUGUGGUUUACGGGACUUUCGGGCGCCGGUAAGACUUCGAUAGCUUUCGAGCUCGAAGCCUACCUCGUGGCGCGCGGGAUACCCGCCUACGGUUUGGACGGCGACAACAUGCGAAGGGGACUCAAUCAGGAUUUGGGAUUUUCGAAGCGCGAUCGGGAGGAGAACAUUCGGCGGGUGGCGGAGGUCGCCAAGCUGUUCGCCGACGCCGGACAGAUUUGCCUUUGCAGUUUUCUGUCGCCGUUCGCUGUCGACCGGGAAUUAGCCCGGCGUAUACAUCGCGACAACGAUCUGCCAUUCUUCGAGGUGUUCGUCGACGCGCCACUUGAGGUGUGCGAAAUGCGCGACACGAAGGGGCUGUAUCAGAAGGCGCGGCUCGGCAACAUCAAGGGUUUCACCGGGAUAGAUCAGGCGUACGAGAAGCCGGAGAACCCCGAGCUCGUCGUGAAGACGAUCAAUUGUAGCGUCGAGGAGUCGACGAUGCAGGUGGUCGAGAUGCUACAGGAGAACGGCAUUUUCCCCAUAGAUAGUGAGAGUAACGACCAGGUUAGAGAGCUCUUCGUGCCCGAGUACCGCCUCGCCGCCGCUCGCGAAGAAGCCAGCUAUCUUCCCGCUUUAAGCAUCACCAAGGUCGAUCUGCAGUGGGUGCAGGUGCUCGCCGAAGGCUGGGCGACCCCGUUGCGCGGUUUCAUGCGCGAAGAGCAGUUCUUGCAAUCGCAGCAUUUCAAUUGUCUCGUCUCCGACGGUGAUUGCAUUAAUCAAAGUAUUCCGAUUGUUUUAGCCGUUACAGCCAGUGAUAAGGAACGUUUUGAUGGGAAUCUGGCGGUUGCGUUAUACUACAACGAGGUUUGCUACGCGAUCAUGCGAAAGCCCGAGUUUUAUUACCAUCGCAAGGAGGAACGGGUUGCUAGGCAAUUUGGUACGACUAACAAAGACCAUCCGUACAUUAGCAUGAUUUACCAAUCCGGCGAUUGGCUGAUGGGCGGCGAGCUCGAGGUUCUGCGCCCGAUUACCUGGGGCGACGGUCUCGACGAGUACCGUCUGACGCCGAACCAGCUACGCGUCCGCUUCAAGCAGAUGGAGGCCGACGUGGUGUUCGCCUUUCAGCUGCGCAACCCGAUUCACAACGGUCACGCGCUGUUGAUGACGGACACGCGCAAGAAACUGGAAGAGCGCGGAUUCAAACGUCCCGUGCUCCUGCUGCACCCGCUCGGCGGCUGGACGAAGGACGACGACGUUCCGCUACCCACCCGCAUCCUCCAGCACGAGGCCGUGCUAGACGACGGCGUCCUCGACCGCGCCUUCACCGUCCUGGCGAUAUUCCCGAGCCCGAUGAUGUACGCGGGCCCCACCGAAGUCCAGUGGCACGCGAAGGCCCGCAUGAACGCCGGCGCCAACUUUUACAUCGUGGGCCGCGACCCCGCCGGCAUUCCGCAUCCGUCGGGCAAGGAGGGCUCGCCCGACGGAAACCUGUACGACGGCUCGCACGGCGGACGAGUGCUAAAGAUCGCGCCCGGCUUGGACGCGCUCGAGAUCCUUCCGUUUAGAGUCGCCGCGUACGAUAACAAAAAUUGUAGGAUGGAUUUCUUCGAUCCUGCGCGAAGGGAGGAUUUCGACUUCAUUUCUGGGACCAGAAUGAGAGCGCUGGCUCGUAACGGCGAGGAUCCGCCCAAGGGUUUUAUGGCCGAAAAGGCCUGGAAUAUCUUGGCGGAUUAUUACCAGAUGCUAUCGAAAGAAGAAUGUUGAAUUUCCACUCAGAUUCCUUUACAGCUUUAAUUAGAAUAGUUUUUAAUUGUUGAUUCUUAGAAAUUUAUGUAUUGUUGCAUUUAUAUUUUCUUUAUCUGUAUAGUGAUAAAGAAUUGCCCUUCACUGUAAGAUACUUCUGAAAUCCAUUUACCUUUGUAUUAUACACAUUUAUGUUAUGUAAUUGUAUACAUAUAUACCUAACAUGAUAAGCUAUGUACAGAUUUAUUCCAAAUUAUACCUGUACGUCCUA